This is a messenger RNA of Gekko japonicus, 972 nucleotides long. Its product is annotated as olfactory receptor 4E1-like. The record is from RefSeq and is a predicted model, not a curated record. Gene Ontology annotation, biological process: G protein-coupled receptor signaling pathway. Gene Ontology annotation, molecular function: olfactory receptor activity; G protein-coupled receptor activity. The transcript has a single exon. NCBI's taxonomy places the organism in Eukaryota, Metazoa, Chordata, Lepidosauria, Squamata, Gekkonidae. Gene Ontology annotation, cellular component: membrane. The coding region runs from base 1 to 972 and encodes 323 amino acids.
AUGGAGAUGGAAGAAAAAGUGACUCCAAACUGGACUGCAGCAGCACAAAACCAGUCCUUGGUGACCGAAUUCAUCCUGGUGGGCCUCUCUAACGACCCCGAGAUGCAGCUGGUUCUCUUUGUGGUCUUCCUGGUGCUCUACACACUGACGUUGGCCGGCAACUUCCUCAUCGUGGUCACCAUCGUGCAUGACCAAGCCCUCCACACGCCCAUGUACUUCUUCCUGAGCAAUCUCUCUUUCAUUGACAUCUGUCACUCCACAGUGACCGUGCCCAAGAUGCUGGCCGACUUUCUCUCCGCCGAGAAGACCAUCUCCUUUGGAGGCUGCGUGGCCCAGAUGUUCUUCCUUCACCUCUUUGCCUGCACCGAAAUCUUCCUACUCACCGUCAUGGCCUACGACCGCUAUGUGGCCAUUUGCAAUCCUAUGCAUUACCUCACCGUCAUGAGCCACAAGGUCUGCCUCCUGUUGGCCGGAACGAUCUGGCUAGGGGGUACGGUCCAUUCCCUCGCCUUAAUCGGCAUGACCAUCAAGCUACCCUACUGUGGCCCCCAGGAGGUGGACAACUUCUUCUGCGACGUUCCUCCGGUCAUCAAGCUGGCGUGCACCGACACUUACAUCAUCGAGGUCCUUAUCAUUUCCAACUCCGGGCUGAUCUCCGUGGUCUGCUUUGUGGUGCUGGUGGUCUCAUACGGUGUCAUCUUGGUCUCCCUCCGCAACCGUUUUGCCGAAGGCCGGCGCAAGGCUCUUUCUACCUGCGCGGCACACCUCACCGUGGUGACUCUCUUCCUGGGGCACUGCAUUUUCAUUUACUCCCGCCCCUCCACCAGCUUCAAGGAAGACAAGGUGGUGUCGGUCUUCUUCACGGCUGUGACCCCGUUGCUCAACCCCAUUAUCUACACACUGCGGAACGAGGAUAUGAAGCGAGCGCUCAACAAAAUGGUUGGUCGGAAGGUGGACUCGGAGAAGAAGUGA